Messenger RNA from Cynara cardunculus var. scolymus (artichoke), 859 nucleotides. Its product is annotated as deoxyuridine 5'-triphosphate nucleotidohydrolase. Gene Ontology annotation, molecular function: dUTP diphosphatase activity; magnesium ion binding. The record is from RefSeq and is a predicted model, not a curated record. NCBI's taxonomy places the organism in Eukaryota, Viridiplantae, Streptophyta, Magnoliopsida, Asterales, Asteraceae. The transcript has 3 exons. The coding region runs from base 44 to 730 and encodes 228 amino acids. Gene Ontology annotation, biological process: dUTP catabolic process; dUMP biosynthetic process.
GAAUUUAUAGAAGUAUACAAAGGAGAUAGAACAUCAUGGGCUCAUGGCAUUGCAGCUGGGGAUAAAUAUGGCGGGAACUCUUGGCGCCAUAUCAGACGCUCUCUCUUUGGCGGCCAUUUUUAGACCUUAUAAACCCUACAACCGUCUCUAUUUUCAUCAGUUUCGACCUUCUCUGUUCAACUGCUCAUCUAAAUCAUCCUUCCUUCCACUUGUUUCAGCCAUGGCAGAAAACCUUAACGGCGGCCCUGAAAUCCAAGAACCGAAACGAAAGAUCCGGAAACUCGAGGAUCGGAGUGGAAACGAACUCCCCAUUUUCAAAGUGAAGAAGCUAUCGGAGAAAGCCGUUUUGCCUUCCAGAGGUUCAUCUCUUGCUGCUGGUUACGAUCUUUCAAGUGCAACCGAAACAAAAGUACCAGCAAGGGGUAAAGCACUGGUUCCCACAGAUCUAAGCAUAGCAGUGCCAGAAGGAACAUAUGCUCGAAUCGCUCCGAGAUCGGGUCUGACAUGGAAGCAUUCAAUCGAUGUUGGGGCAGGUGUGAUUGAUGCAGACUACCGUGGUCCGGUUGGGGUGAUUUUGUUCAACCAUUCUGAUGCUGAUUUUGAAGUGAAAUGCGGUGAUCGAAUUGCACAAUUGAUCAUCGAGAAGAUCAUCACUCCUGAAGUGAUGGAGGUUGAUGAUCUGGAUUCAACAGAAAGGGGUGCAGGUGGGUUUGGAUCAACUGGCGUUUGAUACUUGAUCCAAUCCAAGUAAGUUAUGUAUUAGGAAAUAUGGCAUUGAGAUUUUGGUAUUGUCUACAAACCCUUUUGAUUGUCCCAUGAAAAUAGGAUCUAAUGAAGCAAUUGAUGCCUGAUUACAACC